Molecule: messenger RNA, 1999 nt
Organism: Acanthochromis polyacanthus (spiny chromis)
Lineage: Eukaryota; Metazoa; Chordata; Actinopteri; Pomacentridae
Gene: fbxl6
Product: F-box and leucine-rich repeat protein 6
Exons: 9
Coding region: 43-1728 (561 amino acids)
Biological process (GO): SCF-dependent proteasomal ubiquitin-dependent protein catabolic process
Cellular component (GO): SCF ubiquitin ligase complex
Molecular function (GO): protein binding
Source: RefSeq, a predicted model, not a curated record
GACCUAGUCACAUUGUAAAGAUAAGCAGCAGCAGCAGCAGCAAUGGAGGCCUCUGAAGCAGAAGCUUCAACUCAGAGCGACAGAAAAGAGGACACUGUACCAUCAGUUCAGGGACAAGAUGGACCAGAGUCAAAGAAAGUGUCUUUAAAAAGGACCGGAAACACAAAAGCAAAGAAGACAAAAAAGCCCCGAGUCUCCAGAACUUUCCGACCAGGUUACACCGUCCACGAAGGGGAAGAUAUGCUUCUCGUUAUAUCGAGCAGCACUUCGCAGUACAAUUAUUCAGCCUGGGUGCCCAAAAAGAGGGGAAGGAAGAAGAAGGCAGCAGGAGGAAAGUUAAAAGGUACACAAGUUAAGACGAAAAAGGCGGUCCGUGCCAAACCGAAACUGGAAAAUGAACCAGUCACCAAGGAAGAAGAGGUCGUGGAUUUGUCCGUGCCUCAGAGAAAAGGCGACCACAGAUGGGGCCAAAGUCUGCCUGAGGAGCUGCUGAUCAAUAUAUUUAAGAUGGUGGUCGAUCAGGAAGGAGCUGUGCCUUUCCUGUGCAGAGCGGGCAGAGUGUGUCGGCUGUGGAACGUCGCUGCCUCCAGUCCGGUUCUGUGGCACCGAGUGACCGUGGGUCACUGCUGGAUCGCACCGGGCAGGAAACAGCUGCCCCAGACUGAGAUGAAGGUCAAGGACACUUUAUCGUGGCUGGCAGAGCACAGAUUCUCCCAGCUGAGAGAUUUCUCUCUGUGUCACUGGACAAAGAAUGUUGACUUUACUUUAGAGACAGUUUCACAGUUCUGCCCUCACCUUCGCUCCCUGAAACUCUCCCACUGCGGCGGCGUGACGGCGAAAGGCUUCAGCAGCCUCGGUCUGCACAGCCGCUCGCUGCAGAGCUUAAACCUGCAGUAUUCAGAGUUUAACGCGCUUGGAUUCCUGGCUUAUCUUCACGGUCACGGCAGUCAGAUCAAGCAGAUUCUGUUCACUCAUGGGCCGAAGAACGACAGGCUUCUGACCGCCAUCACUAGGGGGUGCUGUCCUGAUCUGGAGCUGCUGGAGGUCAACAGUGAGCUGGACAGUAAAGACUGUGAACUUCCUUUUUGCAUACGGGCUCUGCAGGUCUCCUGCCCCAAACUCAAGACCUUCCGGAUGCUGAACGUCAGACCUCGGCCCAAGGCGAUCCAUACCAGCACUGAUUUCCUUUCAGGCUUCCCGCUGCUGGAGGAACUCUGCAUCGCGACCACGCAUGAUUGCUACAUGAGAGACAAAGAUCUGCAGGAUAUUCUGUUUGACUCCCCUAAACUGCAAGUGCUGGACCUGCGAGGCUGUUUGAGAAUCACACCAGCUGGCCUGGCGAUGUUGCCCUGUCUGGAACUCGAGUGUUUGUUCUGGGGACAGUACUUCAGCCCCCAUCUUAGUACUUCACCUGUCAAAGGACUUCACUUGGUGACCCAGAAGUGGAGUCAGACGCUGCGGCAGCUCGAUAUUGCAAACCGUCCCUUCCCAGAGAAGGACCUGGAGUUAGCGAUGAGUCACCUCGCUCAGGCGGCUGAGGCAGAUACGCUGCAAUCACUGAACCUCAGUGGAACCAAAAUCACUCCUCAGGCCCUCAGGUCAGUGGUCGGCCAGGCCACUGCUCUAGACUACCUCAACCUUUCAUCCUGCCGCUACCUUCCGAGAGGAGCGAAGAGAAUCUACAGAGGCCAAGAAGACAUUCGCCAGCUGCUGGACAAACUGGUGUAGCUCUGUUGUUCAUGUGGCUCCAGAAAUCCACAAGGCAGCUUUAAAUGUCUUAAUAUGCUUUGUAAAUGUUUGAUAUAUGUACGUUUGGUUCAAACUUGACACUUCAAAAAAUGGUUAUGAACUUGCAGGAUAUAAAUGCAUUUAUACGGAUCAUCUCGAUUGCAAAGCUACACUGACAUUUAUUUGUAUACAUUAGAAGUUCUUUGGAUUUAUGAUUUGCCUUUUUUUUUCUACAUUUUUUUAAACUACAAAACUGAGCAACAUAAGCAAC